This is a messenger RNA of Penicillium macrosclerotiorum, 1686 nucleotides long. RefSeq names its product Amidase. NCBI's taxonomy places the organism in Eukaryota, Fungi, Ascomycota, Eurotiomycetes, Eurotiales, Aspergillaceae. The record is from RefSeq and is a predicted model, not a curated record. The transcript is spliced from 5 exons. The coding region runs from base 1 to 1686 and encodes 561 amino acids.
AUGAGCUCUGUCACUAUCACUGAACCUCACGUUGUCAAAGAGGACUUUCCGACCCCUGCCAAGCCUUGGGAAGACAUUCGAGACGAAAAACGUGCCGAGCAGCUUUCAAGAAUUCCGCAAUCAUGGCGACUGGAAGCUUCGCAGUAUCCUUCGAAGGAAACUGUAGAUGUGCGGCCAAUUGCUGCUACUUCGGGCAUUCUGUCGGAAAGGGAACUUGAGAUUACUGGCGAAACCUAUGACGCUACAUCCCUAGCUACAGAGAUCGCAAAGGGGACAUUUACGUCUGUUGAGACAGUGACGGCAUUUUGUAAACGGGCUGCCAUCUGUCAGCAGAUUUGCAGCGCACUUACCGAAAUAUUCUUUGCCGAUGCAAUUGAGAAAGCCAAGCAACUCGAUGAGCACUUUAAACAGACAGGAAAAACCCUGGGCCCUCUACACGGUGUUCCGAUGACUUUUAAGGAAUGUUUUCACGUUAAAGGCUAUGAUGCGUCCAAUGGCUAUAUCUCUCGAUGUUUUGACCCCUCCACCACGACCACCCCCAUCAUUCAGUUAGUGGAAGACGCUGGAGCUGUUAUCAUUGCAAAGACCAAUGUUCCACAGACCAUGCUUGUUGCUGAGUGUGAGAACAACGUCUUCGGACGCACACGCAACCCCAUUGUCAGCCACUUGACAUGUGGUGGCAGUAGCGGCGGUGAGGGUUCACUCUCAGCUUUUCGAGGAAAUGCAUUGGGGAUUGGCACUGAUGUAGGCGGUUCUAUUCGUCUUCCCGCUGCCUACAACAAUGUAUACGGGUAUAAACCGUCGGUCGGAAUCCUUCCUUUCAUCGGCUACGCUGCCUCCGGUUGGACCGGCGUGAACACUGGCAUCCCGGCUGUUCUGGGACCCAUUGCUCACUCUGUACGCGAUAUAAAGUUAUUCACAGAAGUUGUCCGUGCGCGUCAACCAUGGCUAUUUGACCCAGCCAUAAUACCUGGCGUUAUGGAGUCCCCCAUUCCUGCACAAGACCGGAAACCUAUAAUCGGCAUUCUUCACGAGUCUGGAGUUACACCUCAUCCUCCUGUUCGACGCGCGAUUCGAGAAGCGAAGCUCAAAGUAGAAGCCGCCGGGUAUGAGACCCGUGACUUCACGCCCCUAUGUCCUGACUUUAAAGAAAUCAGAGAGAUUGCUAGCCAGUUGUUCACUGUGGACGCGUUGUCAUACCAGCGUCGAGAGCUGGCAAGGGCCGGCGAGCCGGUUGUGUCAUCCGUGACCAAGUUUGGCUUUUUCGACAUUUCGCGAAAGACACACGAGGAGACGUGGCAGUGGAACACUAAGAAGGGCGAAAUGCAGAAGAAAAUGUUGGAUGCUUGGCAGCAUUUGGGAAUUGAUGUUCUAAUCGCGCCAGCAGCGCCACAUGCCCCAGUUUCACCUGAUAAUAGCACCACAGAGCUGUACACUGUGGUUUGGAAUGCAGUGGAUUAUCCGGCGAUCAUCAUCCCAUUUACGAAGGCGGAUCCUGCGCUCGACCCCAAAGAUGACGCAUUCCAGCCAAAGCACCCUAUGGACCAGAAGAUUCAGGCGCUUUAUGAUCCGCAGCUCAUGGCUGGGGCGCCAGUCUCCCUGCAGCUUGUUGCACCUAGACUGCAAGACGCAGCUUUGCUUAUGUAUUCUGAGAUGCUGGACAAGGUUCUUAACGGCGAGAAGUAA